AGCAUAAUUUGACAUGGCCAACAAAGAAGUAACCUCUGGAAAAGUUGGCAAGGACAAGUACAGGUCUUUCUUGCAUGAUGAAGGUGAGAACAUCCAUUGGAGACAUGGUGGCCCUCCAACCUAUGAUGCUGUCAAUAAGCUUUUUGAAGAAGGAAGAACUAAGGAAUGGCCGAAAGGGUCACUUGAGGAGACAGUGCAAAAUGCUAUCAAGUCAUGGGAGAUGGAGCUCUCACACAAGACCCGCUUAAAGGACUUCAAGACAAUAAACCCUGAAAAGUUCAAGCUCUUUGUGAAUGGAAGGGAGGGAUUAUCUGGAGAGGAAACUCUAAGGUUGGGAAGUUAUAAUGCUUUGUUGAAAAGUUCUCUACCAGAAGACUUGAAGAUAUACAGAGCAGAUGAAGAGACUUUUGAAUCAUCUCAUCAAGCCUUCAAAUCAGCAUUUCCACGCGGGUUUGCUUGGGAAGUGAUCAAAGUUUAUAGUGGACCACCUGAAAUUGCCUUUAAAUUCAGGCACUGGGGCUUCUUUGAAGGCCCUUUCAAGGGACAUGCUCCUACUGGGAAGAUGGUCCAAUUCUAUGGCUUAGGAACUGUCAAGGUGGAUGACUCUUUGAAAGUUGAAGAGGUGGAGAUUUACUAUGAUCCAGCAGAGAUGUUUGGAGGCCUUCUGUCAGGGAAGCACACUAAUUACCCCAUAGAAAGUGGCACCAAAACUUCAGCAGCUUUCCAAGAAUGUCCUUUCUCCAAAUAAUUACAUAAAUUUUAAAGUGAAU
Messenger RNA from Abrus precatorius (Indian licorice), 770 nucleotides. RefSeq names its product pathogen-related protein. The record is from RefSeq and is a predicted model, not a curated record. The transcript is spliced from 4 exons. Bases 14 to 748 code for a protein of 244 amino acids. NCBI's taxonomy places the organism in Eukaryota, Viridiplantae, Streptophyta, Magnoliopsida, Fabales, Fabaceae.